AUGCUUCCUCAAGCCCGUUUACGUUUCUUCACAGCUCUGCGUGCGCCAGUAUGUAGGCGACAGUUUGCGACAGAGUCGCGGUUAGCCUCGGACCACGUUCGCAUCGUUGAAGUCGGCCCUCGAGAUGGAUUACAGAACGAAAAGAAAUCUAUCUCAAAGGACACCAAACUGGAAUUGAUUAAGAAGCUAGCCGGGACUGGCGUUACUACUAUCGAGGCAGGAUCCUUUGUACCUGCGAAAUGGGUACCACAGAUGGCUAGCACAUCUGAAAUUUGCGAACAGCUCCUUACCGCACCACCUCCAUCCCAACAUACAAUUGCGUACAACUACCUCGUUCCAAAUAUCAAGGGGCUUGAGAGUCUCGUGAAUAUCAUGGAUGCCACAGGCGUACCGGCGGAUGCAACAGGGAUAGAUUCAAAAGCUGCAACAACAACAGAAAUCUCACUGUUUGCCGCAGCCACUGAGGCAUUUUCAAAAGCCAACACCAAUUGCACAAUUGCCGAGUCACUUGAAAGAAUCAAGCCUAUUGUUGCACUGGCCAAGACUAAGAAUAUCCGUGUCCGAGGUUAUGUUUCGGUAGCUUUGGGAUGCCCCUAUGAGGGUCCGGAUGUAAGUCCUGCCAAGGUGGCAGAUAUUACUGCGACACUUCUGGAGAUGGGAGCCGACGAGGUUUCAGUAGCUGACACCACCGGCAUGGGUACGGCGCCACGAACAAUGGAACUUCUUCAAGCCCUCAAAGCGGCCGGCAUUGCGAAUACCGACCUUGCACUACAUUUCCAUGAUACAUACGGACAGGCUUUGGUGAAUACAAUCGUGGGUCUUGAGCACGGAAUUCGAAUCUUUGACAGCAGUGUUGGUGGAUUGGGCGGCUGCCCAUACUCCAAGGGCGCGACUGGAAAUGUCUCCACAGAAGACCUCAUCCAUACGGUCCAUAGUCUGGGUAUGCACACUGGUGUUAGCCUCGAGGAAAUGUCGCGGAUUGGAUCGUGGAUCAGCGAAGAGUUGGGCCGAGUGAACGACAGCCGAGCAGGAAAGGCGACCCUUUCUAGGCUCGCCGAAUAA
This is a messenger RNA of Penicillium malachiteum, 1062 nucleotides long. Its product is annotated as hydroxymethylglutaryl-CoA lyase. Gene Ontology annotation, molecular function: hydroxymethylglutaryl-CoA lyase activity. The transcript is spliced from 2 exons. The record is from RefSeq and is a predicted model, not a curated record. NCBI's taxonomy places the organism in Eukaryota, Fungi, Ascomycota, Eurotiomycetes, Eurotiales, Aspergillaceae. Gene Ontology annotation, biological process: L-leucine catabolic process; ketone body biosynthetic process. The coding region runs from base 1 to 1062 and encodes 353 amino acids.